Kickxella alabastrina is the source of this 1113-nucleotide messenger RNA. RefSeq lists its product as uncharacterized. The transcript has a single exon. The record is from RefSeq and is a predicted model, not a curated record. The coding region runs from base 37 to 924 and encodes 295 amino acids. Lineage: Eukaryota; Fungi; Kickxellomycota; Kickxellomycetes; Kickxellales; Kickxellaceae.
UAAAAAUAAUCCACAUUCAAAUGGUCUUUGUGGGCCAUGAGGUUCCUCUCAUUCUUUUUAUUUUUAUUCCCUUCUCUUGUAUACGUUUUACAUUACAUUACGAUUUUUUUAUUCAAUACCUAUACCUACACCAUUUUAAGCCAUUUGAAAUUCCCGCUUUUUCUUCUAAAAAUGAUGUUCAAGCACUCCGCCACUAUUCUGGCCCUAUCCACCUUGGCUGCUGUCAAUGCACAGCCCCUCGUUCCCCGCGGUGAGACUUACCCCUCGGACAUUGGAGUCAUCCUCAACAACGUUGCCGAUAGCUUUGACUUCAAUGAGUCCAGCACCAACCCAAUUGUUACCCAGAUAGGUGAUGCCGCGACCAAGCUCAUGUCCGCUUACGGCCAGGACAACCAGAAAGAAAUAGACGAGAAGGUCAUGUCUUCUUUGUUUGCGUCGCUCGAUGCUGGGAAUGACCCCAAGGUUGCGUCUCAAUUGGCUGCAAACAUUGUCUCCUUGAUCGGUGAUGUCCAGGAACUUCCCACGGAGGUUGAGGGUCAGUACAACUCGCUUGUAUCGGCUUUGCAAAAGUCCGCGGUUGCCGCUGAAAUCACGGCUAUUGUCAAUGAGGUAAUUGGUUUUGUUGCUGGCGUGCGCAGCGCUGUGCCCGAGAUGUUUGAAGACGCCCCGAAUGACGCUGAGGUUAUUGAAGAUGGAGAGCCCAUCGAGACUGAGACUGAGACUGAAAUUGAGUCCAAGGCUGAGUCAGAUGAGGAUGAGCUGUCGGAGGAUAGUGAGGAGGCCUCGGACAACCACCCCACGUCUUUUGGUAGCAAGUCCAAUUCCUCGGAGAGCUCGAGCUCGAGCGCAGCAAGCACCAGCAGCAUUGCCUCGGGUAUUCUGUCCAUUGGCGUUGUUGCCGGCGUGAUCACCGCUCUUUUCUAGAUAGCUUUACAUACUUUUUAAUACCAUCUCAAUGAGCAGAGAGACAAUAUAUAAUUAUAAGUAUAGCUAAACAGUGUAAUGUGUAAUGUGCCAUGUUUAUUUUUAAACUAAUAUUGGGGCAAACUUGAAACAAGCAUUGUUAAUAUGUAUAUUUCCUGGAUUCUUAAUUAAAAAUUGAAUGACAUUGUG